Molecule: messenger RNA, 801 nt
Organism: Aspergillus saccharolyticus JOP 1030-1
Lineage: Eukaryota; Fungi; Ascomycota; Eurotiomycetes; Eurotiales; Aspergillaceae
Product: FAD-binding domain-containing protein
Exons: 3
Coding region: 1-801 (266 amino acids)
Molecular function (GO): FAD binding
Source: RefSeq, a predicted model, not a curated record
AUGCCACGCCUCUCCUGUCGACGAGCGCUCGAGCUGAAAGCAGAGCUGGCGGAGACCCGGGCUGAGGUGAUCACUCCCGGGGAUGGCGAUUAUACUGAGCGCGUUGGGUGUCUCGAUUUGGGGGGCAUUGAGGCUGGUGCCCUCGUGCAUGUCACCACCACUGACGAGGUUUCACAAGUCGUCCGAUAUGCUGCGAAACAUCAUAUCCCCUUGUUUAUUCACGGUGGAGCUUUUCCGACCGACAGAUCUGCGCUCGCAGAGGGAGGUAUCGUCGUCAGUCUGACGCGGAUGCACAAAGUCCUCCUCGAUCCGGCGUCGCGCACGCUGGCCGCCCAAGGAGGGGCCACAUGGGCGGAUAUUGCACACACUGCGGCUGCAUCUGGUUUUACGAGUGGGAAAUAUCCUGGAAGUGCGACUAGCGAUACGGAGAGCGCUGGUGGGACAGGGACUGGGUGGUUGGCUGGCGAGCAUGACUCGGCUGUGGACAAUCUCUUGAGCGUCAAAUUGGUCUUGGCCGAUGGCAGCAUCGUGACGGCCUCGAGCACGGAGAAGACCGAUCUCUUCUGGGCUCUCCAGCAGGCCGGGCAGGCCUUUGGGGUUGCCACAGAGAUCGUCUUCAGGGUAUUUCCUGAGCGCAAACCGGGCGAAAUGCAUCCCAGCGGAAAUCUCGGACCAGGGCACAUUCAAGCAGUGGAAGACUCGACCGAGGAUCUAUCACGUUUACGCAAGUUGAAAAGACGGUAUGAUCCUGAUGGGGUGUUUGCCAGCCUGGAUCUCGUUUCGACUGAGACAGCCAGGUAG